This is a messenger RNA of Dinoponera quadriceps, 1511 nucleotides long. Its product is annotated as proline-rich protein PRCC. Lineage: Eukaryota; Metazoa; Arthropoda; Insecta; Hymenoptera; Formicidae. Gene Ontology annotation, cellular component: nucleus. The transcript is spliced from 3 exons. Bases 106 to 1398 code for a protein of 430 amino acids. The record is from RefSeq and is a predicted model, not a curated record.
GCAUUUCAUUAUGGAAGACGCAAAUCAAGAUUCAAGACCUGUCAAAGCACCUUGAUAAUUAGGUUUUAAAUACGUGGGUAUUUAAACGCAAAUUUAAAAUUGAAAAUGAGUCUCGUAGUGUACGAUAGCAGUGACGAAGGCUCCGAAAAUGAAGAGCAUGAGUCUGCGGGAACAAUUGUCGCAAACAAUACUAACAAUAACGCAAUAGAGGUUAUAACAGUGCAAACGAACUCGAAGUUGGCCUUACCAGCUCCAAAAAUGAUUUUAGAAAGUACAAAUGAUGAAAAGAAAAAAGUGGAAGAGAAUACAGUGAAUUUUAAGAACUUCCUCAGUACGCUGCCAAAACCAAAAGAUCUAAAUUCAGCAGGAAAUGUUGAAGAGGAUGAUGAUAUUCUACUUAAGAAGGAAACGGAGAAUUGUCAAGGUGCAAAGCCAACCAAGAAGCAGACAGUGAAAAUAACAGUGCCUUCCUUAUCAGAGUUUAAGGACAUUGAAGAGGAAAGUGAGAAGAAGCCAAUGAGAAUUAUACAAUCAUUAGAAAAAGGCUGUGGACUCUUUUCCAUAUUAGUACCACCAAAGGAAGAAACUGCAGACAGUAAUAAAACUCUGAUACCUCAAGCUGUGAAGAAUAAGAUGACAAGAGCAAGUAUUCAUCAGACAAAAACGCUAAAAGAAUCUGGUACAAGUCGAGUAAAUGAUUAUAAGAAAGUGGAAAGGAUAACUGUGAAUAAAUCACAUGAUGAAAUGAAUUCGGACGAUGAGGAAGAUGGAAUGAUAGAUUUCUUUGGAUUAACUUCAAGCAAGAAUACAACAGAUGAUUCUUUAACGGGAUUAUUGAAUGAUGAAGAAACCAGAUUCACAAAACAUGUGGAAAAUGAUACAACGCGCGACUUUUCCUCUACUGGUUCCAAUAUUUCAAUAAACGACCAAUCGUGUAGUUCAAAUAAAACAUUGACGAGCAAUGUUAUGAAUUUGUCUAAAGAAGAAAUUAUAUUGAAAAAUAAAGCAGAAAUUGGCCCCAAAUUACCUGUUCCUGAACAGGAAUAUAAUGUUGACACAGAAGGUAAUGUAGCAUUCGACGAAAAAGCUAUUGAAUAUCUCUGUGGAAGACGAGGUGUGAAACGUAAAGAUAGAGAAAUCGACGAAGCAAACAUAAUCGAGAUCAACGGGGAGGAUAUAAAACCGGAUGAAAGAGAAUGGCUGGUGAAGGCACUAACAGAGGAACCUGUACAAAGGCCAAUUUCUAUGCAGAGCUGUGGUGUCAACUCUCAAUCCAAAAAGAAGCAUCAAAUCACAUAUUUGGCGCAUCAAGCUAAAGCCAUGGAACUGGAACUCAAAAAUCAGUGGUCCCAAAAUAGAAUGACGCGAAAACAAACAAAAUCGAAAUACGGCUUUUAAAAGCACAACUGUAUAUGUACAGAUUUUUCUUAAAUAUAUUUUAUUUGUAACUUAAACUACUAACGAAAGAGAGUUGACCGUGCUUGACAAAAUAAAAAAAAAAUAUAAUGUUU